CAACAAAAGCAAGUAUGUGCUAAUAAACCAUGAUUAUAUUUAAUGACCAACGGUUUUGCUAUUUUUUUUAGGGUAUACGGCAGAGUCGGCAACCAACUUAUCAUUGCCGCCGGAGGAGUCAAUCAUUUGUUCCCAUUUUUGGCCUAACUUGAAUUUCUCUGGUUUGACCAGAACACUUAUGAUCGAGUUCUAUUGAUUUAUUAAAAAGCCUUCGCUUGAGUAAUUUCUAUUAACACUAUAGUUAGUAAAAUACGAUAUGAAAAAGUUAUGGAUAAAACACGUACGGGUAUUAUAUUUCUUUUUUAAGUUAAAAUUACGUUUAAUAGUAUGUUAAUAGUUAUUAAUAUAUAAAAUUAAUUAUUUCAAAAAUAAAUAAUAUUAAAGUUAACAAUUUAAUUCAUAAAAUAUGGAUAAUAAACGUGUUAUACGGGUUUAGUACGGGAGCCAUCAAAUGAACGGAAAAAAAUAAAACGGCUUGACAAUAAUACGGAUACGGAAGUUUUAAACGGAUAAAGUAUGUACUGGUACAUAUACGUGUAUUAAACGGAGUAUUUACUAAGUAGCGAGUCUAAAGGGGUUGCGGAUUGCGAAUUUAUGGAUGUGUUGAAAUGAAUUUGUGAAUUGAAUUAUCAAUUCAAGUGUCAACUAAAGUUUGGAUCAUAUGAAAUUUUUGAAAAGUUCAAGUACUAUCAAUAUCUUAAUAAGAGUUUAAAUACCAAAAUGUAAAAUUUUAACAAUAUUUUCAUUAAAAACUCGAAGUAAAAUGUAAUUUUCAAUAAUCCAUCAUACCAUUACAUGAAUUCACCAUAUCAUUAGAUUCAGACUGAAUUAGUUAAAUAUUUAAAUGAAUGUAUUGAAUUGAAUUCAAAUUGUCAAAUUUAAUUUAUAUUCGAUAUGAAAUUUCAUUAAUGGUUGGUUUGAAUCACACUACUUAUGCACAAAAAGUGGGUGCUCCACAUUUUUAUUGUAUCUUAUUUGUAUUCUACGGUUGUGUAGAUCAGAAAAUAAUGCACAUGGAGAAGUUGUUACGAAAAAUGAUUAAGGGAGGAAUCCAAUAAGAAGAUUAAUUAAAUUUCUCCAAUCUUAGCGUCUCCAAUGAAGAAAACAAGUAGUAUAUCCAAUUGUAGAAGAAAGUUGCUGGAGCGUGGAAUUCGUAUAAAAACCAAACCCCCGAUCUAAUCAUUUGGAUUGUUGACUACAAAAAAAAAUCUAUUAAUGUAUAAACGGAACAAUCGCACAAGAAACAAACGACGAUAAAACUGGGAAUACCGCAUACUUUUAAUAAACAAAAUAAUAUCUCAACAUUAAAUAAAUUAAAGUUUGGGUAUACCAAACCCUAAUGAACUAAGCCUAAGUAUUUUUCUCUCUCUAAAUUUACACCUUAAGAUCAACUUGAUAGAAACCAUAAUCGAAGAUAUUGAUUUAUCGGAAAAAAAAUAAAGAUACUAGAUGCAUCAUGUUAGGAUAUAGAGUUUAGAGAAUUAGAACCUAGGAUGUACUCAUUAAAGGUUAGGAUAAAAUACCAUGCUCUAUAGUCAGGUAAAUUCAAGGAUUAGGUAAAUGUUUUUUGCAAGAGUAUGUGAUGUUCCUAAAUUUACCAAUGCGACUUUUAAUUGUUCUUUUACCCGUUGGUAAAUGGUAUAUGAUAUGUAAUUAAACCUCUUUCAAUAAUUGAGUUAUUGGGACCAACUGAUUUGUGACAUGGUAUCAGAGCUUUCUGUGGCUGAGAGGUCUUCUAUUCGAAUUUUGAUGAUCCUCAUAUGUUCUAUUCUACACAUGAUAUCCAGACCUGUUCAAACUUCAAGCUCAUAUGUGUCGGCUUUCUUUUGAAAGAAUGUGUUAGUAAAUUAUAGGUUUAAUUCACCCGUGUAGCCAUAACUUUCACGGUUUUGACAGAUAUAGCCACUUUUUGAAUAAUACACAAAUGUAGCCAUUUCCGUCCUAUUUUUUGACGGUCCACUUAACUAGCUGACUGGACUAACGGUUGCGGCUGAUGUGGCGCGUUUUGGUUUUCGUCUUUGCCACGUGGAAUUUUUUUUUCUUAUUAUUAAAAAGUAAAACGACAUAGUUGGAGACGAAAAGGGGAUUCAGAUCACUUUCCCCUUUUUCGUUUUAGGGUUCCCAACCUACUCUUUUCCUUUUCUCUCUACUCUUCCCAAUCGUUCGCGAUCGCCGACAAAGGGAAGCCAUGCAUUCCGCCGGUGAGUAGCAUCGGAGGGUCGCUCUUUUGUCGGCGGUACGGACUUCGGCGGUUCGGCUGGCGGCGGCUAAGAAACAUCGGCGGAGGAACCCUAAAUCGCGUUGCUAAGAAACCCUAAAUCGUUCGGCUGGUGAGUGAUUCUGGUUUUCUUCUCUGGUUUUCUUCUUCGCACGGUUCGAAUGAAUGAAUGUUUUGUUAACGGGAAGUGGGUGUUGUGUAUUUAUAGGUUGAAAGGUGGAAAGCGACAUCACAACUUCGAGGGACCAGAAGAAUAUUUUUUUCACGAGAUUGCCCCUGCAAAAGACGGUAAACGCCAUAAAUCUCUGGUUAUAAUCGUCAUUUACUAUUUAAGCUUCCCUUUUUCGUGCUUUUCUUGGCUGUAUGUAGAGUUCCCCAAUUUGUUUAAUCGCUUAUUGGAUGUGUGUGUCUGAUUUGUUUAUUAGCGAUUAAUCAUUAAUUAGUAGUUAAUCGAAUAAACAAUCAAUUUCUGCAGAGAGAUGGCAGAUUCGUGGGAGGAAGGAAAUGGUGAGAAUGUCACAAACCAGGAAGGGGAAGAAGAUGAUUUCCUGUCAGUAGAAGAUGGGGUAGCAGCUUCUGUUGCAAAGGAGGUGUACCACGUUUACGAUUCGGAUGAUGCUGAUACUUCGGAUGAUGAAUAUCACGAAGCACGUGACAACUUACGAGCAUAUGGCGAGACGAGGAGGAGGAGGAAGGUGCAUACAAAGCGUGCUGCUGAUGGGGAAGAGGUGGACCAAUUGGAUGAAUUUGAAGAUGUUGAGGUUGAGAGUGGAGAGGAAGAGGAAGCAGAGAAUGAUAAUGGUGCACAUGGAGAGGAUGUAGGGGAGGAUGCUGUCGGGGGAGAUGAACCGAGGAAUGAGGCUACAAUUCAUUCUAUAUCCAAUCAGGAGCCCCCUAUUCAAGAACAAGCCGUUGGUGAGAAUUCUAACGACUCAUUUUACAGAUUGUCUGAAGAUUCGGAUCAUGUUCGUCCGAACUUAUCUGAUGAAGAAGCUAGGGAAAUGUACGAUGAUGCUCCACAUUAUGAUCCAAAAUGUGAUCAUAAGAGCUUGCAAUUUGUGUGUCGGAUGAAGUUCGCCAGUGCAGAGCAAUUCAAGGAAGCUGUUGUUAGACAUUCUGUCGCAGCAGGUGCAAGUCUGAGGUGGCUUAGGACUAACCCUAAAAGGAGGGAGGUGAGGUGUAAGUCUCUGAAUUGUAAGUGGAAGUUGUAUGCCAGUUGGUUCAGGAAGGACAGGAGCUUUAUGAUCAGGAAAGUAGGGCUGCCACAUUCGUGUUCAAGGCAGCUUAGAGUGAAUCAAGUCACUGCUAAGUGGAUAGCAAGUGACAUGUUAGAUAGAUUCAGGAUAAAUCCUGAAUGGGCUCCGAAUCAGAUAAUGGCCGAGGUGAAGCUGAAGCAUAAUAUGGAGGUUAAUUACAGAACAUGUUAUAGGGCGAAAGUUGAGGCUAUCAAGCUGCUCAGUGGUUCAUUGGUUGAUGAGUAUGUUAAGCUCAGAAGUUAUAUGGCUGAAUUGAAGAAACGAGAUCGAGAAGGACAUUUCUUUUUGGAGGUAGACCCCCAUCCUAAUGGCGACAAUGUUUUCUUUCAACGUAUGUACAUCGGGUUCUCAAGUUUAAGAAAGGGAUUUCUGGAAGGAUGCAGACCGAUGAUUGCGUUGGAUGGAUGUUUUCUGAAAGGAGAGGUUAAAGGGAUGAUAUUGAUAGCAGUUGGGAAAGAUGGAAACAAUCAAAUGUUUCCUAUAUGUUGGGCUGUGGUGGAAGGUGAAAACACCAAUUCAUGGUGUUGGUUCGUGCAAGCAUUAGCUAAAGACCUAACUCUAGUUGAUGGAAGGGGAUGGACUAUUAUUUCUGAUCAACAGAAGGAUGUGAUACUUAAUGUGGCUGAUAGAAGAACAAUUGAAAGGGAAUUGAGAAUUGCAACAUCUGGAGUUGGCGUUUAUGUUAAUGAGAGGACAGGGAACCAGUAUGUUAGGCUUAAUGGAGCUGCUGGCAGGCCAGUUCGUGGACCUCAGCCAACUGUCGUGGACUUGCAUGGAAGUCAGCCACCACCUAGUCAGCCUUAGAUGUAGGAAGAAUAUGAUGCUUAAGUCAUCUUUUGUGUAAUGUCCAUAGUAGACACUUAUGUGCACUUUGCUAUGUAAUGACGAUUACAUGACUCAGGAAGCAGUUGGUAGCAGAUUAGUUUGCAAGUAGUUUUGGUUAGGGAAGGUUAUGAACACACUUUUAAUGAUGAUUACAUGACUCAAGUGCAAGUUGUUAGUUGCAGGUGUAUGAAGUACUCUUCUAAUCGACACCAUUUUGAUGUGCACCCUUUGCACUUGCUUAAUAUAUGUGUCUCAUUAGAGAGACCAAACAUUUGUUACUCGCUUUAGAACAUUACAUUGUUACUCGCUUUAAAGAAAUAGAGAGACCAAACAUUUGUGUCCAUUAAAGCUUGCAUACAUUUGUUCAACGUACUCAAACAACAACUCGUACAAAUUGCCUAAUCCACAGAAUGCUAACUACAUACCAGACUCUGGCCUCCAAAGAACAACAACCAAUAUAGCAUUCAUAAAUACAGCACCAAUCAACAUAUAUCGAAUAAUACGGACAUCAUCAUCCAAUCGCUUAACACGAAUCGCCAUAACCUCAUGAGCAAGCAUCAAUCUGCUUAGUUCUUCAGCCAAGCAUUCAUUUUCCUUCUUCAUCUUCUCUGCCUUCCUUUCUGCUAGCAUCAGACUCUCUUCCAGAUUCUUAAUAGAACCCAUUUCAUUGGUCCAUGAGCCAGUUUCAUCAUCGUUUGAUUCCACCCACUGAAAAAAUCGACAAGUUUUUUUCCUAUCCUGCAGCGAAAUAAUACGCAUGAAACUCAAAAAAUCGACAAGUUUGAUUCCACCCACUGUUAAAACCCCUGUAUUGCUUACCUUCCAAUAAGGACAAUCGUAGAACUGCCGCCCUGGGUUCGUAUAAGUACCCGAAGUUUUAAGAACACAUGGGACGUUGUGCUCGCAUCGAACAACAAUCCUACUAUUGGUGCUUGCUGAUCCGGAAUCGGCAACAUUGAAAUCCACCUUCUUUCCAGACCUAUUCGACAUGGAUUCGGAGAUGAAGGGUUGACCGGGAUAUGGAGCGGCUGCGCUGGGAUUCGGAGAUGAAGGAACGGUUGGGCGAAACUGUCUCGGUGAUUAUCUUGGUGUAUGGAGCGAAAAUGGAAUCGGGAGAGGAGUUGGGGUGGAGAGGAGGUAUCGAGGGAAGGGAUUGAAAAUAGAGAGGAGUCUCUGUUGUGCGAACCCUAGAAAACAAGAGAGGAAGGGAAUGAAAACGACGGCGAGGCCAAGAGAGAGAGAGAGUGUCAAUUUUUUUUUAUCCGAUGUGGCGUCCACGUGGCUAAGUCCACCCGGUUGGCGAUGACGUGUCAUCCAUUUGGCGUACAGGUCAGCUAAACGGACACUUAACUGACGGAGACGUUAACUCCGUCAAAUCUUUUAACGGAAAUGGCUAGAUUAGACAACGAACUUUAAAAAGUAUGGCUACAUCUGUGUAUUAUUCAAAAAAUGGCUAUAUCUGUC
This is a messenger RNA of Linum trigynum, 5763 nucleotides long. Lineage: Eukaryota; Viridiplantae; Streptophyta; Magnoliopsida; Malpighiales; Linaceae. The record is from the annotation of a GenBank genome assembly.